ACCCCAACAUGUGUAUUCGAUCCUGCCAAGGGACAGUUCUGCUAAUAUGGGUGUUCUUGGUCUGGGCCCAGAAUGCAGAGACAACAGGCAAAGUGCAGGAGGAUUGAUGAGGAUUCAUCCCUCCCUCCUGCCAUUUAGAAAGAAGUCAACAACUCCACCCAGCAAGCUUGAAUCUCAUUUGCUCACUUGACACACUCAUAUGUAUGCAGGUAAAAAUGCUGACUGCUAGUAAAGAGAUACUGCUUUUAACAUUCUGCAUGAUGGAGGUGUAUUGCAGUGGAAUUCAAGUUGAUCCGCCUGAGGAGAUUCAACUCAUAGAUCGUGGACAUCUGGGAUAUCUGGAGAUUACAUGGAGUCUCCCAGCCAGUUUAAUUGAUAUGCAGGAAUGUCCUAUACGUUACCAGUUGGAGUACCACAACAUACGUGUACAAAGUUGGACUGUUAUUAAGACAAUCCACAGGACGUACAGUGACCAGUUUGAUCUGAUGAACGACAUCCGGGUGAGAGUGUACACCUUGCUGGGUGGACACUGCACUAAUAACACUUGGGUGCGGAGCGCUAACUACACAGAACUGGUGCAGAAUUCUCAAAGCACAGGUCUGCAGGGCAGUGGAGUGAAGAAUUUUAGGUGUGUGUUUUAUAACAUGGAGAAUAUGAUCUGUACAUGGAAAAGAAACAUCACAUCUCCAAGCAGCUUACAGUUAUAUCUUUAUUACUGGCACACAGAACUGGAGAAGACAGAAGAGUGUCCUGAUUACAUCGCUACAAAUGGAGUUAGAAGUGGAUGCAACUUCACAAAAAGACCUCUCCCACUAUUUACUGAUGUCAAUUUAUGUGUCAACGGCUCCUCACCCAAAGGCCCCUUGAAGCCUACAUAUAUUUCCAUACAAAUCCAAAACUAUGUGAAGCCUGAUCCUGCCGACAAGCCACACCUGCUUUCACACACUCCACUCAAGUUGACCUGGAAUAAACCUCAUGGAAAAGUUCCUGAACACUGCCUGGAAUAUGAGUUGGAACACACCAGAGUGAAUCCUGGCGGGAAAUAUGAAUCGGAGCGGAUUUCCACCAUGCUUACAAGCCAGACUUUUCCUACUUCUGGCGAAGAAAGAAACUGCUUCAAAGUUCGCUGUAAGUUGCACACAUAUUGUGCAGAGGGAAGCUUCUGGAGUAAGUGGAGUGACAAGACAUGUUACGGACAUAUUAAAAAGGUACAAGACAUGAAAAAAACCCACAAAAAACACUGACAUGUUCUCUGUAAGUGUGCUUCUUAUAAUUAAUUUUCCUUUGUCAAUUGUCUUUCCACGAUGACACUUUUUUGACCAAGACCUGAGGACAUACAACAUGUAAAAGGAAUAUCAUAAUGCAAAAAAAAAAACAUUUUCUAAUCAUG
Entelurus aequoreus (snake pipefish) is the source of this 1390-nucleotide messenger RNA. RefSeq names its product interleukin 13 receptor, alpha 2 (gene il13ra2). The record is from RefSeq and is a predicted model, not a curated record. Gene Ontology annotation, cellular component: external side of plasma membrane. Gene Ontology annotation, molecular function: cytokine receptor activity; protein binding. Lineage: Eukaryota; Metazoa; Chordata; Actinopteri; Syngnathiformes; Syngnathidae. The transcript has 9 exons. Bases 204 to 1244 code for a protein of 346 amino acids. Gene Ontology annotation, biological process: cytokine-mediated signaling pathway.